CUAGCGGAAGGUGGCUUCUUUAGCAAGAUGGCGGCGAGCGGCCUCCGGCGGGCCGCUGCUGCGGCUCCCACUUCAGUGAAGCCCAUGUUUAGUCGGGACAUGAACGAAGCCAAGCGGAGGGUGCGCGAGUUGUACCGCGCCUGGUAUCGAGAGGUGCCGAACACUGUGAACUUGUUCCAGCUAGACAUCACCGUGAAGCAAGGACGGGAUAAAGUCCGAGAAAUGUUUAUGAAGAAUGCCCACGUCACAGACCCCAGGGUGGUGGACCUUUUGGUUAUUAAGGGAAAGAUGGAACUGGAGGAAACGAUUAACGUAUGGAAGCAGCGGACACACAUCAUGCGGUUCUUCCAUGAAACAGAAGCGCCGAGGCCAAAGGAUUUCCUUUCCAAGUUCUAUGUUGGCCAUGACCCGUGAAGUCAUUCAGGGAAAAGGUGCAUGUUGAUAUUUAAAUAUUUUAGAGCACAAAUAAACUCAGUACGUGAUGGUCACUUCCUAAUAGAAUUCCAUUGGUGAGCCAGUGGGAAGUUCCUCUUCUGCAGUCUGUCUCACUUUUUGCCUGAACAAGUGGGGUCUUAGUAUACACACCACCUGUUCUUUCCCUUUCCUGAAGUGUGGUGUUUCCUGUAAAUUAGAUUCUCUUUUCUCAGAGCUUUGCAUGUCAGUAAACAGGAAGGAUGAGGCCAUCUGCUCAGAAAGUAUCA
This is a messenger RNA of Odobenus rosmarus divergens (Pacific walrus), 701 nucleotides long. RefSeq names its product NADH dehydrogenase (ubiquinone) 1 alpha subcomplex, 6, 14kDa (gene NDUFA6). Gene Ontology annotation, biological process: response to oxidative stress. NCBI's taxonomy places the organism in Eukaryota, Metazoa, Chordata, Mammalia, Carnivora, Odobenidae. The coding region runs from base 28 to 414 and encodes 128 amino acids. The transcript has 3 exons. The record is from RefSeq and is a predicted model, not a curated record.